Molecule: messenger RNA, 2807 nt
Organism: Nelumbo nucifera (sacred lotus)
Lineage: Eukaryota; Viridiplantae; Streptophyta; Magnoliopsida; Proteales; Nelumbonaceae
Product: pentatricopeptide repeat-containing protein At1g69290-like
Molecular function (GO): protein binding
Source: RefSeq, a predicted model, not a curated record
CGUAGCCACCGAGGUAGAUAAGAGAAAGAAAAACAGGGAACGAGGUUUUCUUACGUUGGCAGGGGUAUUUCGGGGAAAUAAAAUUAGGAACCGCAGCAACAGACGUCUCUCCGCUCCGGCUACUCGAUGCGGACGACAUAAACCACAGAACGACUGUUGAGAGUUAGACAGAGGGAGUCGAGGGACAGAGGGAGAGAUGUGGAGAAGGUCAAUCUCUUUGCCGUUACAAAGGCCGUUUUCAACAUCACCCGAAAUUCAAACCCUUUAUUCCUUCCUGCAACCCUCCGUCUUUGCCCUUAAAAAGACGCCAUUGCCACCACCCAAACCCCCAGAAUCUACGCCGCUACCUCUAACACAAGAACAUAAAACCGCCUUAGAGUCCAGCCUUCUAGCAUCCCUUGACAAUCGCGACACUGAUGAAGCGUGGAAGUCUUUUAAGAUCCUCACAAGCAAUUCAGCGUUCCCAAGUAAGCAUCUCUCCAACUCUCUGAUCACCCAUCUAUCUUCUCUUAAAGACCUUCAUAAUCUUAAGAGGGCAUUUGCUUCUGUCAUCUUUCUGUUGGAGAAGAAUCCCGAAGUUCUAUCUCUUGAAACAAUAGAGACUCUCUUACAUGCCAUUAAAUCUGCAAACAUUGCCGCCCCUGCUUUUGCUUUAACAAAAUCCAUGUUCAAGAACAGAUUUUUUCCUCCUUUUAGUUUAUGGGGAGACGUGCUUAUCGAAAUAAGUAGGAAAAAUGGUACAUUUGCUGCUUUUUUACAAGUGUUUAACCAAAACUGUAGGAUUGCUUUGGAUGAGAAAUUGGAUAGCAUGAAACCUGGCUUAGGUGCUUGUAAUGCGGCAUUGGAAGGAUGCUGUUGUCAUCUGGAAUCUGUAAGUGAUGCCGAUAGUGUUGUGGAAACUAUGUCUGUUUUGGGUGUUUGGCCCAAUGAGUCUAGUUUUGGUUUUCUUGCUUACUUGUACGCAUUGAAAGGGCUUGAAGACAAGAUUAUCGAAUUGGAGAAAUUGAUGGGUGAGUUUGGUUUUUCUUCGAAGAGCAAAUUUUACAGUAAUUUAAUUCAUGGGUAUGUGAAAUCAGGCAAUUUAGAAUCUGUUUCAGCAACCAUUCUACGCAGUUUGCAAGGGGGAGAUACACAGGAUUCAAAUUUUGGUGAAGAAACUUACAGUGCGGUUUUGAAUGGGUUUCUUCGAGAUGGAGGUGCCAAGGGUUUAGCUAAGCUGAUAAUAGAAGCUCAAAAAUUGGAGUCUUCUUCAAUUAGGGCUGAUGGUUCUGUGGGGUUUGGGAUUGUAAAUGCUUGUGUUAAUCUGGGGUUAUUAGAUAAAGCACAUAGUAUUCUUGAUGAGAUGAAUGCUCAGGGAGGUUCUGUUGGCCUUGGUGUAUAUGUAUCAAUCUUAAAGGCUUACUGCAAAGAGCAUAGAACAACCGAGGCUGCUCAUUUGGUAAUGGAGAUAACUGCUUCUGGACUUCAGUUGGAUGCUGGUUGCUAUGAUACUCUGAUAGAAGCAUCUAUGGCAAGCCAAGAUUUCCAAUCAGCCUUUUCUCUGUAUAGGGAUAUGUGCGAGGCAAGAAUACCUGACCUGAAAAGUAGUUAUCUAACUAUAAUGACAGGUUUAACAGAGAAUCACCGACCUGAACUAAUGGCAGCCUUUCUAGAUGAAGUUGUCGAGGAUCCACGAAUUGAAGUUGGUACCCAUGACUGGAAUUCCAUAAUUCAUGCUUUUUGUAAGGUUGGACGUUUAGAGGAUGCAAGACGGACCUUUAGAAGAAUGGUUUUUCUUCAGUUUGAACCAAAUGAGCAGACCUACUUGUCUCUCAUUAAUGGAUAUACAACUGCAGAGAAGUAUUUCAGUGUUUUGAUCCUAUGGACAGAAGUGAGAAAAAGAAUUUCCACUGAGACAGAGAAGGGGAUCAAGUUUGACCACAGUCUUGUGGAUGCAUUCUUGUAUGCGUUAGUUAAAGGAGGUUUCUUUGAUGCGGUUAUGCAAGUUGUGGAGAAGGCACAAGAGAUGAAGAUAUUUGUUGAUAAGUGGAAAUACAAGCAGGCAUUCAUGGAGACACAUAAGAAGCUCAAAGUGGCAAAGUUAAGGAAGAGGAACUUCAGGAAGAUGGAAGCACUUGUUGCAUUCAAGAACUGGGCUGGUCUCAAUGCAUGAAUUAACACUUUCCAGAUUUUUGUUUUAUUAACUCAGUUAUCAGCUCACUAAUCAAACUUGAUGGGUGCCUCUUACAACUUGAAAGUUGAAGGGGCUCACUCUCAACUUGCAAUGGAUGAUACAGGAUGGUGAGGAGUUGAUUCUAACCCUUGCUGCAAGGCUAAGAGAAAGGAAUUCUACUGGAGUUUCUUCUGUAUAGGCCACAGCUAACCUUAUCUAAAUUCUUGAAAUUCUGCUUAUGAGGUUGGUUUAAACCACUUGGCUAGUCAAUUUUGCAAGAAAUUGAGUGACAAUCAAAAUUUGCCAAUUUUAUGCAACACAAGUGCAGAAGUUGGAAGAAACUUCAUGUGUGAAUAUAAUUCAUGAAUUGGUUCUGCAACCAGCUUUUCAGAUUUCCUGUGGUGGUAAACAUUACCUUGCCUGACAAAAAUGAAGUAAAUGACACCUUGCAGAAGAGUUCCAGCAAUUAAAAAAAAUCAGAGAAUAUUGUUUCUUCAAUGUGUACUAUGAUGUAUCCUGGUAUAGUUGGUGCGAAAAACCUACUACAAGAAUUGAGACUUCAGAGUCCUUAUUGUACUUUAGAAUACCUUUUUAUUUGAAUGCACUCGUUGCUACCAUAACAAGGCCAAAUUGACAGUUGAUCAUUUGCUUUUCA